UGUCAGUGAAGCCCGUAAUAAGCACGGCGGCGGCGCCCACUCCGCCGGCGUCUCCCCCCUCGCCGACGAAAAAAAAAUAAUGCCCCGCCGCCUCGCGACCACCUACUCCGGCCGCAUCGCCGCCGCGCGGCCAUCCCCGGCGGGCCCCUCCCUCACCGUCACCGUCGCCCCGACCCCUCCCCCGACGCCGCUCGACCCGCGCGGCUACCCGCUCCCGCGCCGCCACCUCGUCUGCGCCGCCGCGCGCAUCCUCCGCUCCCACGCCUCCCCGUCCCCGCUCCUAGACCUCGCCGACUACCUCCGCGGGCUCCGCCUCACCCUCACCGCCGCCGAGGCCUCCGAGGUCGUCAAGGCGCUCUAUGGGGACCCGCCCCUCGCGCUCGCCUUCUUCCGCUUCGCCGCCGCCUCGCUCCCGGGCUUCCGCCACGACGCCUUCUCCUACAACCGCAUCCUGGCACUCCUCUUCCGCACCAGGGCCGGCCCGUCCGAGGCGCUGCGCCUCGUCGCCGACAUGGAGCGGGACGGCGUCGCCGGCAACAUCUCCACGAUCAACCUGCUGGUUGGGAUGGGCGGCGGCGGCGUGGAGAUGGAGAGGUGCCUUGAGCUGGCCAGCAAGUGGGGGCUCAGGCUCAGUGGGUACACCUACAAGUGCAUCGUGCAGGCGCAUCUGAGGAGCAGGGAGGUGUCCAAGGGGUUCCAGGUGUAUGAGGAAAUGCGGAGGAAGGGCUACAAGCUGGAUAUCUUUGCGUAUAACAUGCUUCUCGACGCGCUUGCCAAGGCUGGAAUGGUUGACCAAGCUUUCCAAGUCUUUGAAGAUAUGAAACAAAAACACUGUGUACCGGAUGCAUACACAUAUACUAUACUUAUCAGAAUGUCUGGAAAGGCUGGGAGGACCUCAAAAUUUCUCUCAUUUUUUGAUGAAAUGGUAUCAAAAGGAUGUGUUCUUAACCUGAUUGCGUUUAAUACUAUUAUUGAGGCUCUUGGCAAGAACAAAAUGGUGGACAAGGUAAUUUUUGUACUCUCCAAAAUGGUCGAGAAUGACUGCCAACCCAAUCAAUUCACAUACAGCAUUACACUGGAUAUCUUGGCAACAGAAGGGCAGCUGCACAGACUGAAUGAGGUUCUAGAUAUCUGUAGUAGAUUUAUGAACAGAUCAAUAUAUUCGUAUUUGGUGAAGUCACUCUGCAAAUCUGGUCAUGCAAGUGAGGCACAUAAUGUAUUCUGUCGCAUGUGGAACUCCCAUGAGAAAGGGGACAGGGAUGCUUUUGUAUCAAUGCUUGAGGUGUUAUGUAAUGCAGAGAAAACAUUAGAGGCGAUCGACCUGCUACAUAUGAUGCCUGAAAAAGGGAUUGUUACAGAUGUUGGCAUGUACAAUAUGGUCUUUUCAGCUCUUGGAAAGCUCAAGCAGGUCUCUUUCAUUAGCAAUCUCUUUGACAAGAUGAAAACAAAUGGAAUUAUUCCUGAUGUUUUUACCUACAAUAUUAUGAUUUCAAGUUAUGGUAGAGUUGGCUUAGUUGAUAAAGCGUCUGAACUUUUUGAAGUGAUGGAGGCUAGCAGUUGUAAGCCUGAUGUUGUCACAUACAAUUCUUUGAUAAACUGUCUAGGAAAACAUGGUGAUCUUGAUGAAGCCCAUAUGCUUUUCAAAGAGAUGCAAGAGAAAGGAUAUGAUCCUGAUGUGUUUACUUAUAGCAUAUUAAUCGAGUGCUUUGGAAAAUCCAAUAAGGUUGAGAUGGCAUGCAGCUUAUUCGAUGAGAUGAUAUCAGAGGGAUGCACCCCUAAUAUUGUAACUUACAACAUUUUACUUGAUUGUCUGGAGAGACGUGGAAAGACAGAAGAAGCUCAUAAACUUUAUGAAACUAUGAAGCAACAAGGGUUAAUCCCCGACUCAAUAACUUACUCAAUACUUGAGCGACUGGAAAGUAGAUCUCAACGAACAGUAAGAAUACGUAAGCCAACUCGGAUUUCAGGUUGGGUUGUCAGCCCAUUGAGAUGAGGAUGGCUUGGUAAAUUUCCAGGGAGCUCCCUAGUUCUUCAGGUCCAUACCUUCUGUGAUGUGUAUCUGGGGACUGUGCAUAAUUUCCAGAUUGGCAUCAAACCAUCAACUGAAAAUUUUGGUUCACUUUCUCCUCCAGAAUGAUAGCUAAGGAUCACUGGAUCAGGCAUACUGCGCAGCUACCUACACCCUGAUUCUAAGCAUUUAAUGUGCCAUCGACUUUCAAAAUGUUAAAGUGUCCUCAUUUCAAGUUCAAAGGGCAUGCAGAUUCAUGUAGUUACAAUGCUUUGGAAAUGGCAGAUGUAAUGAAUGCAUCCUUCGUAUCUUUUAAGGUUCAUCAUAUUACAAGAGAAAAUUCUGGUGUGAUAUUGAAGACAUUUCCAAAAGUGGUAAGAGUUCUGCUUUGAAGUCAUAUAAGCUUCUACAACAUGCAAACAAGCUAUCUUUUAAAUAUUGGAGAUCAUAUUUACAGUAACCAGAUGAUUUGGUUAUGAACUAGUAUUCAUUAUUAUUUUUUCACUAUCUCUAAGUGCUGAUUAUGCAGCCAAUUUGUUUUUAAGAUGUAAACCCUGCUGCUUUCUUCCCUAUAUUCUGAGGAUGAUUAUAGUAUGGAGAACAUUAUAGCCAACUGUUUCUGUAGUAUUUGAUGUACAUAUCACAGAUAAUACGAAACUUGACCUACAAGGUUACUACUUGAUUA
This is a messenger RNA of Oryza sativa Japonica Group (Japanese rice), 2693 nucleotides long. RefSeq names its product pentatricopeptide repeat-containing protein At1g51965, mitochondrial. The record is from RefSeq and is a predicted model, not a curated record. Gene Ontology annotation, molecular function: protein binding. Gene Ontology annotation, biological process: mitochondrial gene expression. Gene Ontology annotation, cellular component: mitochondrion. Lineage: Eukaryota; Viridiplantae; Streptophyta; Magnoliopsida; Poales; Poaceae.